AUGGAGCUUCGCGACAAGACUGCUUCUGGACUUGAGCGCUAUAUUAUAGGUGAAUACUUGGGUCAAGGCACUACUAGUGAUGUGUUUAAGGUCGCUGAUUCACUUACAAAAAAAGAGUAUGUACUGAAACAAAUGUUUCUUGAUUCCAUGAGUCUCGAAGAACAACUACGAGUAAAAAAAGAGAUACUCGUUAUGAAUGAUGUUGAUCAUCCAAAUAUUGUUAAAUUUCGUGAAAGUUUUAGUGGUGAAAACUCUGUAAACAUCAUUAUGGAGAGCUGUGAAUGUACACUUGAAGAACUUAUAGAACGUCAACAGGAAGAAGGAGGAGGUUUGCCGUUUCCAGAGGAUGCCAUUAUUGAAUGGAUGGCAGAACUUCUUUGUGGUCUUGCCUAUCUACACUCAAGACGUAUAGUGCACCGCGAUAUAAAAACGAGUAAUAUAUUUGUUACUGAAAAGAAUCAUGUAAAAUUGGGAGAUUUUGGUGUUUGUACGGUCCUCACAAGUGCUACAGUAUCAGCUGAAAGUAUGAUUGGUACACCUCUCUACUUUUCUCCAGAAGUGUGCGAGUCGGAAGCAUAUGAUGAACGUAGUGAUGUUUGGAGUCUUGGUGUGGUCUUUUACGAAAUGUGUACAUUGCGUCGUCCUUUUGAUGCGGAACAUUUGCCUGGUCUCAUCCGGCAAAUUCUCACAAAAGAUGUGGCACCAUUUAAUACUGGUCUUGAUUCUCGUUUUGAAGAAAUUGUGCGUAAGAUGCUCAGUAAAGAUCCUGGUGACCGCCCUACGGCGCAAGAUUUAAUUGACUAUCAUCUUGUAGUACCACCAAGUCACCCAUCACAUCCAAGUCAAAAACCAUCUAGAGGAAGACAUAUUCAGCAAUAUUAUGGUCCAGAACUUGUUUUCUCAGGAGAUCCCUCAAAUGUUGAACCUUCUCCUACACAAUUAGGAAAUGGACGAGAACAAAAACCCCGACCGAAAGGAAAUGUAUCACGUGAAACAAAAUCUGUACCCAGUAAGGUUAAGGAGAGAAAAAAAGUUGUUACUGAGAAAAAAACUUCCAACAAAGGUACUCCAAAGGUACUGGAUGUGGAGGAACGAGCUGAAAUGAUGAAUCGUAUUAAAAAUGCAAAAAGCAAAAUAAAUAUGUCAGAAUUACGUGAAAAUAUGCUUCAAAAACGUCUUCAACUCUUUGGUGACGUAUAUCCAUUCCCAAGUGGUGAUGUUCCUAUAAUAAUAGAGUUACAGCGGGGAUUAUUUAAUUCCAAUACAAGUGAUUCUAUUCAUGAGCCCUCAACAAGUUUAUCUUCUACACUGAAUUCAACACCAAGUUUUGUUGAUGAUAUUGCGGCGGUUAUCCAAAAACACUCAAGUGGUGGUUCUAAGAUAGAUCUUGAGCAGCUUGAUGACGCUGCCUCACUGCUAUGCCAAUAUAAGCUGACCAACCAUGGUCUCUGCUGA
Molecule: messenger RNA, 1455 nt
Organism: Trypanosoma theileri
Lineage: Eukaryota; Euglenozoa; Kinetoplastea; Trypanosomatida; Trypanosomatidae
Product: putative serine/threonine-protein kinase Nek1, putative,protein kinase
Exons: 1
Coding region: 1-1455 (484 amino acids)
Biological process (GO): protein phosphorylation
Molecular function (GO): ATP binding; protein kinase activity
Source: RefSeq, a predicted model, not a curated record